Messenger RNA from Dermacentor andersoni, 1493 nucleotides. The record is from RefSeq and is a predicted model, not a curated record. NCBI's taxonomy places the organism in Eukaryota, Metazoa, Arthropoda, Arachnida, Ixodida, Ixodidae.
GAGACGCACUGAGCGUAUGCAAAACUGUUGUGUCUGCAGUCGUGAUGGUCGGCGGCAUCCUGGUUACGCCGAUGCGUUCUGGAAGGAUCGCUGUUGUUACACAUGAGUCACGAGGUAAUGCAGCGGUUGACGUAGGCAAAGUUUGCGCAUUGCACGUCUGCCAAAAAAAAAAAACAUUCACUAAAUUGCAGAAGCAAGUUCACAAGAGCUUUGCUAGCUGCGGAAAACAGUAUACUCUGGUGCCAGCUGCAACGGCAAGCGAGCGAGAUAAUUACAAUGGUUGAAACCGACAUUAUGCAUUCAGUAAUCUCCUUGGUUGUGGUCUUCUCCAUGGGGAUAAUCGUCGCUUCCGCAACUAACAAAACAGACUGUGUCUUUACUGACCUGGACCUGGAUGAUGCCCUUACAAGUCUAAUCAGUGAGCUAUCGAUACAUGAAGAUCAGAUGAAGAGGAUCGGCUCAUACCUAGAUAUUUUAGAUGUUCAGUGCUGCAGCACUAGCGGCCUCCAGCGCCUUCGCCAGUACGGACCACUGCUACCUUACUGCGUCAAUGGCACACGUAAAUUUCAGGUCGACCUGGUCCCCGAUGGUCCCAUUGAGAUGAAAAUGAAUUGGAGGUGGUACAAUGGAUUCGAAGGAACACUGACACUCGGCGCACAAUUAUCGCGCCUCACCCUCCAAUUUGUUGUUUCCGAACAGCCACUCGGAAAGAUCGCCCUUAGGUUGGAAAAUCCUCUCGUUCCCGUGGCGACAGAGAUGACUUAUGCUGAGGUUGAAGGUGUUGGUGAAACCGCACGAGCUGUGACCGCAAUCUGGAGCAAACUUCUGCCUUCGCUGACGCAACGUGUGUGGAAUGAGUAUUUCCUUGCAAAUCUGCGCAAGGCCAUCUGUCAGGUUCAGCUCGAGCUGUUCCCUCCACAUGAACAAGCUAACCUACAUAAAGGCAGCUCAACUGCGUUCACUGAAUAUACCGAAUUAGAUGCGUGUACGCACUGAUCGCUGCGCUACAAACAACGAUGAACGCAAACAGUGCUUGCAGCACAUGGCUGCUCAAGUCUGCGGCACCUUCGCGACAGUCAAACAGGCAGCGUGAAGUGUCGGCGAAUUUCGGGCUGUACAUUGGCUUCGAAGCAUGAGUCACGUGCGUGGUUCCUCUUGUUGAAUGAUGUGAUGCGUUGUAGAUAAGCAGCCAGCCGUACGAAAAUAUCCCUAUAUAAUUAGCUGCAAUUGUUAUUUUUUUGCAGAAGCCGUGCUACCUUUUAUGUAGGUAUGCAUCAAACUAUCCGAGGGCUGCCAACAUAAAAUACUGAGAGAUAAAGCUAUAUCUAUGCGAAAGCAAAAAUGUGUACGAUGGCUGUAAAUUGGAAUUACCUGUCACCAUAUGAAUUUUCUAAGUCGAUAGACUGCUUAGUAGGACACAUGCACCUUAUAUGCUGAACGUGGUGUAUCAUUUCUUCGAUACAAAGUGAAUAAAAUGUUUAUCUCAUUGCUUC